AGUCCAUGAAAACCCCCAGAAUAUCUAAGGUUGCUGCACCCUGCUGCAAUGUUGCCCCGGCUGGUCUGCAUCAGUGAUUAUGAAGAGCACGCCAGAUCAGUGCUUCAAAAGUCAGUAUAUGAUUAUUACAAAUCUGGGGCAAAUGAUCAGGAGACCUUGGCUGAUAAUAUUAGAGCAUUUUCUAGGUGGAAGCUGUAUCCACGGAUGCUCCGGAAUGUUGCUGAUAUCGACCUGUCGACUUCUGUUUUAGGACAGAGGGUCAGCAUGCCAAUAUGUGUCGGGGCGACUGCCAUGCAGUGCAUGGCUCAUGUGGAUGGGGAGCUGGCCACUGUCAGAGCCUGUCAGACCAUGGGGACAGGCAUGAUGCUGAGUUCCUGGGCCACCUCCUCAAUAGAAGAAGUGGCAGAGGCUGGCCCCGAGGCACUUCGUUGGAUGCAGCUGUACAUCUACAAAGACCGUGAGGUCAGCAGGCAGCUAGUGAAGCGAGCUGAGCAGAUGGGUUACAAGGCAAUAUUUGUGACUGUGGACACCCCUUACCUGGGCAACCGCUUCGAUGAUGUGCGUAACAGAUUCAAGCUGCCACCACAACUCAGGAUGAAGAACUUUGAAACCAAUGAUUUGUCAUUUUCUCCUAAAAGGAAUUAUGGAGACAACAGUGGACUUGCUGAAUAUGUGGCACAAGCCAUAGACCCAUCUCUCAGCUGGGAUGACAUCAAAUGGCUCAGACGCUUGACAUCGCUGCCGAUUGUUGUAAAGGGCAUCUUGAGAGGCGACGAUGCUAGAGAAGCUGUGAAGCAUGGUGUGGACGGGAUCUUGGUGUCCAAUCACGGGGCGAGACAACUGGAUGGCGUGCCAGCUACUAUUGAUGCCCUGCCAGAAAUCGUCGAGGCUGUGGAAGGGAAGGUGGAAGUCUUCCUGGACGGAGGUGUAAGGAAGGGCACUGAUGUUCUCAAAGCUCUGGCCCUGGGAGCCAAGGCUGUGUUUGUGGGGAGACCCAUCAUAUGGGGCUUGGCUUUCCAGGGAGAAAAGGGUGUUCAGGAUGUCCUUGAGAUCCUGAAGGAAGAAUUCCGGCUGGCCAUGGGUCUCAGUGGGUGCCAGAAUGUGAAAGUCAUCGACAAGACAUUGGUGAGGAAAAAUCCUUUGGCCGUUUCCAAGAUCUGACAGUGCACAAUAUUUUCCCAUCUGUAUUAUUUUUUUUCCAGCAUGUAUUACUUGACAAAGAGACACUGUGCAGAGGGUGACCACAGACUGUAACUCCCCACUUCAAUACAAAGGCUGUCGUUCUUCUCCAACAAAACAGCGAUCCCUUUUCGUUCAUUGCUUUUGACUUUUCAAUGGGUGUCCUAGGAACCUUUUAGAAAGAAAUGGACUUGCAUCCUGGAAAUAUAUUAACUGUUAAAAAGAAAACAUUGAAAAUGUGUUUAGACAACGUCAUCCCCUGGCAGGCUUAAGUGCUGGGAAACAAAAGAUAUCCUCUGGUAAAAUUGGAGGUAGUGGGCUGAAGGAAAAGAUAAUGACCUCCCUGUUUAUUAACCUGUCUUAUGUUUAGAUUUCCUUAAGACAGUGCUUCUUACAGUGUGCCUGGGCUGUGAAAUGCUGGAAAUGCCCAAAGAAACAUGACGCUUGGAUCUGCCGUGUUGAGAAAACAGCACUAGGUAGAAUUGAAAUGGAUGGUGGUAAUUUGUGAUUUUUUCUAGAGACUUUUUGACUUUUAGCACCUAGGUCUCUGAAGGUGUAUUUCUAGCCAUGUAUGGAGUAUCUGAAUAUAUCUGAAUGCUGUGUGGCAGUCACCCCGUUUGAAAAGGAUAUGUCUUAUCUACUUGGGCCAUCAAGAAAUAAUUUUCAUUUUUGAACUCUGUAUACUCAUUCCCUUUUUUGAGGUAUUGAUUUCCUAGCCCCCCCUGAAUCUUUUUCAAUCCUUCUCACUUAUAACCACAUUCAGGGUCAAGUAUGUAUUUUGUGGGGUUCAUGGUGAAUAAAGAUAGGGAACUUUUGCUCAGAAGGAUGCCCCCCAAAAGCCAUUUCCUUUGACCACAAUAAUUUCCAUAAUUGUCAAUGUUGCCUUCUUGGUUUUUUCUGUUUAAUGCCAUUCUUCCUUGGACAUGGGGCAGUGGAGACACUCUACAAUGCCAACUGGAGACCCUAUGAAAUGCUUAUGGUUCUCACUUGCACCUUGCCCCAGGACUUGCACAGGGCACAACUUGACUCAGUAUACACUCCGCUUGUGCCACUGAAUGUCACUUAAAAGACACAGUUUUUGAAGGUAAAAUUGUUAGUGUUUUAAAUACAACAACCAAGUAGCAUCAAACCCUGCACAUGGAAACCCUUCUGGACACUGUGAAGGUAAUGACACAGGGCUGUUAGUUUUAGUCCCAAAGAGAGAUUUCUGCAACAGGAGGCACACUUGGCUUCUGCAGUAAUUCUGUUCAAACGUUAUGGAGUGUUGAAUGAAGUCACUGAGAAGAGACUUGCCGUCUGAAAAGAUGACUGUGAUUUCACUUUAGGAUUUUGCUUAUUGUCUUGUGAUUUUUCUCCAUUCGACUUCUGAAUCCCAGGUCACUGCUAAAUGAUAGCAGCGUGGACACAGGUUUUCCUUUUGAAAUUAUAUCUGUGUUUGAUUAAAACAAGCAAUCACUUAUUCUGAUAAAAAUGGGAAGAAUUAGCUUUCACCUUUUCUCCAGAUGUGGAGGAAACAUUAUCUCCAUAUUGUACCAUGCUGUCCUUUCUAGUUAAUCAGUGAAGAAGUAUUCCCUACUGAUUAGCAAAUAUUUUUUUUUGCUGUUAGUGUACAAUAUGCAUUGUGGCUGCAUUGCUGGGGAUGCCAUCCAAAAAUGCUGAUAGUAGUUCAGGAAGUGAAGUUCCAUAAAAAAAAAUUAUUCAAGUUACAAGAAGAAUGGAUGUAGAUGCGUAGAUUUCCUGUAACUUUUUGUAAGCUCAGAACUAUGCUAUGUGGAUUUCUCUUCAUGUCUUCAGAGAUAGACUAUGUCCCCAAACCCCAGGUUGGGUAAAUUUUCUAUAACCAAAAAGAUACAGUGGUUUGGAUCCGUUGGAAACAAAUAAGGGUACAGGAAUGGUUGAGGCAGGAAUGGAGAGGGUUGAUUAUACAUUACUUUCCGGGAGUUCUGCCAUUAAACUUUGUGAUUGUC
Alexandromys fortis (reed vole) is the source of this 3146-nucleotide messenger RNA. It is a transcript of the gene Hao1, whose product is annotated as hydroxyacid oxidase 1. Gene Ontology annotation, biological process: fatty acid alpha-oxidation. The record is from RefSeq and is a predicted model, not a curated record. Gene Ontology annotation, cellular component: peroxisome. The coding region runs from base 49 to 1161 and encodes 370 amino acids. The transcript has 8 exons. NCBI's taxonomy places the organism in Eukaryota, Metazoa, Chordata, Mammalia, Rodentia, Cricetidae. Gene Ontology annotation, molecular function: oxidoreductase activity; FMN binding.